Messenger RNA from Westerdykella ornata, 1755 nucleotides. Its product is annotated as glycosyl hydrolase family 43 protein. Gene Ontology annotation, molecular function: hydrolase activity, hydrolyzing O-glycosyl compounds. Lineage: Eukaryota; Fungi; Ascomycota; Dothideomycetes; Pleosporales; Sporormiaceae. The record is from RefSeq and is a predicted model, not a curated record. The coding region runs from base 1 to 1653 and encodes 550 amino acids. Gene Ontology annotation, biological process: carbohydrate metabolic process. The transcript is spliced from 2 exons.
AUGGUUGUCCAAGAACUCAAUCACCUAACUGACGCUACAAUCAGCCAUCAGCGGGUUCAAGUUAAAAGCAGCGCUACCAUGCAUUCUCCAUUUCUGAACAAUUUCAAUAAUCCGGUCCUAUGGGAAGACUAUCCGGACGUUGAUGUCAUCCGCGUCGGUGACGUGUUCUAUUACUCAUCUUCAACGUUUGCUUUCUCGCCAGGCGCGCCAGUCCUCAAGUCGUAUGAUCUUGUCUACUGGAGCCCAGUGACACACAGCGUUCCAACGCUAAACUUCGGAAGCAAAUACAACCUGAACAGCGCCACGGAUAGAGCUUAUGUCAAGGGCAUCUGGGCAAGCACAUUACAGUACCGGAAGUCAAAUGACAUGUUCUACUGGAUGGGAUGCGUCGAGUCCAGCAAAACAUUCGUCUGGAUAGCCAGCAACACCGGAGCCGCCCGGAACAACGGAGAAGUGGCCAAUUGGAAUUGGACAGCCCAAGGGACUUUGCCAAGGUGUUACUACGAUUGCGGUCUCCUGAUUGACGAUGAUGAUACGAUGUACAUCGCAUACGGCAACUCGAAGAUCAUGGUUGCCCAACUAAGUGCGGAUGGAACAAAAGAGGUGAAGUCACAGCAGGUAUUUGCGGCUCAAGACAACUCGUAUAUUGAGGGUUCACGCAUGUACAAGAUCAAAGGCGACUACUACAUCUUCGUUACCAAACCAGCCAGCGCUGAAUGGGUACUGAAAUCGAAAAGUCCCUGGGGACCGUUCGAAAGUAGGAUUUUGGUUGACAGCAUCGCUGGACCCAUCCCCAAUGCUGGAUUCGCCCACCAAGGUGGAGUUGUCGACACCAAAGAUGGAAAAUGGUACUACGUAGGAUUCAUGGAUGCAUAUCCCGGCGGUCGCAUUCCCGUUGUUGCACCACUGACUUGGUCGUCCGACGGAUGGCCACAACUUGUAAAGGACGGGAACUCGUGGGGCAAGUCGUACCCUAUGCCAGUGGAGACAACAAAAAAGGUGCCUCCCGUCGUGGGGACAGACAACUUCGAAGGCGCAGUUCUGAGUCCCGAGUGGGAAUGGAAUCACAACCCGGACAACUCGAAAUGGAAACUAGUCGGCGGUUCUGGGGGUCUUCUUUUGCAAACUGCAACUGUUACCAACGACCUGUUCACUGCUCGCAACACUCUUACACAUCGUAUCAUCGGCCCCAAGUCGAGCGGGACCUUCAGGAUCGAUAUCAGUCAGAUGAAAGACGGAGAUCGAGCAGGCACUGUUCUUUUCCGCGACGUAGCGGCCUACAUUGGAAUACACAAAGAAGGCUCAUCCUCCAAGCUGGUCAUGGUCAACAAUCUGAACUUAGAUUCGAAUUGGAAGACAGUUUCGACAGGCACAGUUGCGGCCACAGGCCCGACCCUUCCUUCCGGAACCACCGACUUAUGGCUCCGGAUCCAAGCCGAUAUUACGCCAGCAUUUUCCGGUACGAAUGCUCAACGGACUGCCACCUUUUGGUACAGUACGGAUGGUAGCAAGUACACCCAACUGGGCCCCGCAUUUACUUUAACGAAGACCUGGCAGUUCUUCACUGGAUACAGAUAUGGUGUGUUCAAUCAUGCAACAAAAUCCCUCGGAGGGGAGAUCAGGGUGAAGUCAUUCACCAUGCAGCCCCAGUAGGGCCUUAGAUGGUUAGCUUGUGUGUCCAUCGACGCAUAUAGCUUUUGGGCUAGCCUCUCCACGUAAUCCACGUAGACUGGUCACGGCAUUAAAUUCACAGUG